GUCCAGAAUAUGCUGGACGCGGCGCAAUUAGAGGUUGGUCGUCGCUACGCCGCCGCCCCUGAUUUGUGCGAGAUGCUCCAGUCUCAAGUGAUGGAGGGCCUCGAGCAAUGUAACCUGCAGGAAGUAGACCCUAUGCAGGUACUACAUGACCAGAUGCGUAUUGAGUGGCGGAUUCUAGACGCUUACAAUAAGCAUCGUCUCGGCAAGGCUACCCAUCGGUAUUACAAUGGCUUUUCAGAGCCAGAGGGUGGUGACAACUACAAGAAGGAGGAUAAUAUUCCUGAGGAGCCGCAGUGGUUUCCUCUUCGGUGCGAGGUCCAAAAGUACGGCUUCCGUGUUGUGGCGCCUCCUAUCUACCAAGUCUCUAGUACUGAUAAAGAAUUAUCAGCACGCCCAGAGAGCACGGUGAAUAGGUUCACAAAGACAAAAGCACUUCCUGGAAAUGCUGCUAAUUCCGGGAAUGAUACAUCCUCUCCCAAGAAGAAGAAGACCGGCCGUGCGGCAGCGAACUACGACAAGCUGGCAGACGCUCCUUCCGCCCAUCUAGACUUCCCGGAUGGUAACAUCACCCUUGCGGAGAUGACUGCUUUCUUGCCGCAAUCCAUCAAAUCCUGGGAUGUCAUCGAUCGCGCGCUUUUCAACGGUGCAUUCUCUGCCACCCUCGCAGGAAUGAUCAACCACUUCCGCAACAUGCCCGCCGGGAAUAUAGAAAACAACAGCGUCUACCGGAUGAUGAAAGCACCGAUGGAUAAGCGGGCACUCACAGAUCCGGUGUACGAAGGUUGGUCUGUAUCUGUCCACCAGAAGAUCCAGAAGCCCAUCGGCUUUAACCCAGCAAGCGUUAGUGUUGCUGGUUUCCGCACACCGUCCAACAACUAUAAGCGCGAUGCUACUAAUAUUUCUCAGGAAUCAGCACAGAACAUCUUGUUUCGGGACCUUAUGAAGGGUGUGAAGGUCAUGCCUUCCGGUUACGACGCCUUGGAUUUGACGCGCUGUGUCCAGUACUGCGUUGAUCACCCUGAAGAGGACUGGCUUUAUCCUCAAGAUUUUGUAGAUCUUGUCUCCCAGCUUCCGCAGGAUGCUCACCUCUCUAGAUAUCCUCGUGGUCCCGCGCCUGUCCAACUCGACCACCAAGAUGCGAGCAUUGUUGGACGCUACACCUCUACGAAGAAGUUAAACGGCGCGAUGUACGCUGCUAGUCGUCAGCGCGAUAGUAAUGGCCGUCUUUUGAAGAAGCAGAAGGCUGAUUCAGACGAAGAGGAG
Messenger RNA from Cucurbitaria berberidis CBS 394.84, 1263 nucleotides. RefSeq lists its product as uncharacterized. Lineage: Eukaryota; Fungi; Ascomycota; Dothideomycetes; Pleosporales; Cucurbitariaceae. The record is from RefSeq and is a predicted model, not a curated record. The annotation marks the transcript as partial. The transcript has a single exon.